Staurois parvus is the source of this 351-nucleotide messenger RNA. The record is from the annotation of a GenBank genome assembly. Lineage: Eukaryota; Metazoa; Chordata; Amphibia; Anura; Ranidae.
AUGAUUGGUGCCCAGCAGUGCCACCCACCAGUUUCGCCCACCUGUGCCCAGCAGUGCUGCCCACCAGUGCCCAGUGGUGCCACCCACCAGUGCCCAGCGGUGCCACCCAGCAAUGCACCCACCUAUGCCCAGCAGUGCCACCUACCUGUGCCCAGAAGUGCCACCUACCUGUGCCCAGCAGUGCCACCCACCUGUGCCCACCAUCAGUGCCCAUCAGUGAUGCCAGUCAGUGCCACCUAUCAGUGCUGUCUAUCAGUACCCAUCAUCAGUGCCGCCUAUCCGUGACACCUCAUUAGUGCUGCCUAUCAGUGCCCCCUAUCUGUGCUACCUCAUUAUUGCUGCCUAUCAGUG